Messenger RNA from Camelus dromedarius (Arabian camel), 2532 nucleotides. RefSeq names its product deuterosome assembly protein 1 (gene DEUP1). NCBI's taxonomy places the organism in Eukaryota, Metazoa, Chordata, Mammalia, Artiodactyla, Camelidae. Gene Ontology annotation, biological process: centriole replication; de novo centriole assembly involved in multi-ciliated epithelial cell differentiation. The transcript has 13 exons. Bases 117 to 1784 code for a protein of 555 amino acids. The record is from RefSeq and is a predicted model, not a curated record. Gene Ontology annotation, cellular component: deuterosome; centriole.
GGGCCCCUCGGGGCGGGCCAGGCUGGCGGUGACCCCGGCGUUCCUACUCCCGGGGCCUCAGACCUCUCGGGAUAGCGCGGCGCAGCGCAGAUUGAAAAUCAAGAAAUACAAACCAGAUGCAGCAGUUUCUUGACAUGGAGAACAAUAAUACAAUGGGAGCUUCUCCUUGUGAGGCUGAGCUUCAGGAGUUAAUGGAACAGAUUGACAUCAUGGUAAGCAACAAGAAAUUGGAUUGGGAAAGGAAGAUGCGAGCUCUGGAGACACGAUUAGAUCUUCGGGAUCAAGAGUUGGCAAAUGCACAAACUUGUUUGGAUCAGAAAGGUCAAGAGGUGGGGAUACUUAGACAGAAGUUGGACAGUUUGGAAAAAUGUAACUUAGCAAUGACUCAGAAUUACGAAGGACAACUACAAACCCUGAAAGCUCAAUUUUCCAAACUGACUAGUAGCUUUGAAAAACUGAGAUUACACCAGAUGAAACAAAAUAAAUUUCGACGAAAAGAAGUGUCACACCUCAGAGAAGAAGUACCCUUUGAACUGAGCAAUUUGAACCAGAAAUUAGAGAAACAGGCACAAAGUUACCAAACUCAACUAAAUGGUAAAAAACAGGGCAUAGAAGACAGUGGCUCUGAAAUUCCUCGGUUGAUAUGCGGACCAGAUCCCAGUUGUGAAACCAGUGAAAGAGAUGAAUUCAUUAUUGAAAAAUUAAAAUCAGCUGUGAGUGAAAUAGCAUUAAGCAGGAAUAAGUUACAAGAUGAAAAUCAGAAACUCUUACAAGAACUGAAAAUAUACCAAAGACAGUGCCAGGCCAUGGAAGCAGGACUCUCAGAGGUGAAAAGUGAGUUACAGUCACGUGAUGAUCUCCUGCGAAUCAUAGAAAUGGAACGAUUGCAGUUGCACAGAGAAUUAUUAAAAAUAGGAGAGAGCCAAAGUGUUCAAGAAAAUAAAAAAAGACUUGAAUCAUCUUAUUCACCUUCUAUUAAAGAACCAGAAAAAAAAAGGAAAGAGCUGUUUUUAGUGACCUCAGAUCAGCCAAAUCAUGAAAAAGAAUUGAACAAGAUGAGAAGCCAGCUCUAUCAGGACGAAGAGUACCAUAGCUCUGAGCAGGAAAGAAUGAGGAGUGAAAUCUCCGACCUAACAGAGGAGCUUCAUCAGAAGGAGAUCACUAUAGCAACUAUCAUGAAGAAAGCUGCCCUUCUGGAAAGACAGUUGAAAUUGGAGUUAGAAAUAAAAGAGAAAAUGUUAGCGAAACAACAGUUCUCAGAUAUGAGAUAUAAAGCUGUCAGAAGUGAAAACACACACCUGAAAGGAAUGAUGGGAGAUUUAGACCCUGGACAGUACAUGAGUAUGGACUUCACUAACAGGGAACAGUCAAGGCAUACAUCUAUUAACAAACUGGAAUAUGAGAACGAAAGGCUCCGAAGUGAUCUUGCAAAACUUCAUGCCAAUGAAAAAUCAGCAUGGGCUAGUCAAAAUACCUAUGAAGGAACAGGAAGAUUCAGCCAUGAUCGUGAGCCAAACAGAAGCGCCACGCCUCCCUUGCCAGCUUUGCCAUUUCAUACCAAAGAAAUGACAAGUCCUUUGGUUAGUGAUGAUGAAGUAUUCCCCAUGUCUCCCCCAGAUAUAUCCUUCCCAGCUUCUCUGGCUGCACAGCAUUUCCUUCUGGAGGAGGAGAAGCGAGCAAAAGAAUUGGAAAGACUCCUAAAUACACAUAUUGAUGAACUGCAAAGACACACAGAAUUUACGCUUAAUAAAUACACCAAGCUAAAACAAAAUAGACACAUAUGAGCUUUUAAACUUUUUUAUUUGCUUCUCUUACCCCAAGAAAAAAAAGCUCUGGCAAAAUAUUUACCAAGCUGAUUAAUGAAACUGAGAAAUUUUGUUCUGUUUUCUUGAGUAAAUUAUUUCUGUAAGGCAGCUAGAAAAUAGUAAGUAUUUUGUUCGAUAAAGCUGUUUGUAUUUCUGCGUUAACAUAAUAAAUUGUUCAGCCACAGAGUUACUGUAAAAUAAACAUGACUGCACCAAAAGAGAUUUUUUUCUCCAGUCUAAGGAAUAGUUUGGAAUUAAAUACGCAGUUUUUUCCCACAUGAAUCAUGUUUACUGAAACAACCCAUUUAUUCUGUAACAACACGAGAUGAGGGAAGGGGACUCACUGUUCCAACUCUACACGGAUUAAGGGCAGCUCUGAUGUACUAGGUUUGAAAACUCAGGGAUUUUUAAAGAUGAAAAAUAUGAAGUACUUUAAGCUAUGUAAUAUCCUAAAAUUUCUUUUAGAAGAAAAAAAGACACAGCUUUACAGUUUCUGCAGUCAUCUUUGUAAUGGCUCUCUGUUUUAACACAAAAGACACGGCGUGUGCUGUUCACACACUUAAAACAUGUGCCAAAGAUUAAUGCUCUCCUGUUAGCACUGAUUCCUUCCUGGACAGAAACAAGAUAAAGACAAUACGAAGCAUUAGUGUCGUUACCUCCUCCUCUGUAACACCUCUGUUCUAAACACAAUUAAGGAAGGAGAAGUUCUUUGGACUGAAAACAUAAA